UGAUAAAACAGUGUGCUGACUUUUAAGAGGCAUUCGAUAACCGUGCAAGCUCAUUAGCUCUUGUGAAUUGAAAUUUAAUGCAUAUGUUAUGUUUAGGAUAAAUAUUAUAUAAUACCGUGUGAUGAUUUCAAACAUCCAUUUGAUGACUGUGAACGGUCAUUCGUUCUUGUUAAUUUAGAUGCAAUGCAUAUGUAAUAUUUAUGGUUGAUAUUUUAUAAUAUGGUCAUGUAAUGAUUUCUAUCUUUGCAGUGAGCAUAAAAGAAUUAGUAAAAGCAAGCUUCGAAUAGUCAGACAUUUGCCGGACUAGACAUUAUGUUAAAUAUACGGAAAGAGUUUAUCGUAAAGCAUGUCUAUGUGUUCAUGUUUCAUACUCUGGCGUCCUUUGUAUUAGUAAUAUGUUCGUUGUUAUAUACGAAACAUAUUGAGGAACAUAAUCGCACGUGCCUGUUUGAAGAGGUAGAACUUCAGUGUACAACGUUAUCCAACCUCUUGCAGCAACAAAACCAGUUGACUGAAACUUCAAACCAGCAAUACAGAUAUCCUGAACAGGCCGAAACAGAGGCUAGACUGACAACAUUUGAAUAUUUCCCAAACAGAUUCCCAAUCAACGUGGACGACCUUGCACAAGCAGGUCUAUUUUACACAGGCGAAGCUCACGUUCCAGAUGAUGCCAUGUGUGACGUUAUCAUGUGCACUCAAACUGAAGAAGAAACACCAUUGCAUGAUUCAAUAGAAAGUAUGAGCCGAAUAAAUGCAAUCAUAGCAGAGAAUAUGCAUUCAAAGGAAAUGAUCACGUUCCAAGCAUGUAAAUGCUUUUAUAAAGAUGUCAUUUUAUUACCGUGUAAACACUGGGUUCUAUGCAGACGAUGUGCAUCAAAUAAAAAGACAUGUCCUGUCUGCGAAAGGAAAGUAGAAGACAUGUUUCCAGCUGUACUCAUGUCAUCCGAAUGGUAUAUUUUAAAUGAAAAUGGACGUUUAAUGUAACAGCAGUUCUGCCAGAAGUGUACAAUCAACAAUACAAACGCUCUGUUCAUUCCUUGUGCUCAUCACAUUUUGUGCUUUAGUGUGCACAGAGUUGAAAAAAAUGCCAGAUCUGCAAAUGUGAAGUUUGCGAUAUCAUCAAAACAUUUAUUAGUUAAUACGUUUGUAUAACCAGAAAUGUACGUAUGGAUAUGGCAUUGACCGCUAACACUGUUUAUGUUUCAGCUUUGAUGAUAUAAUUAUAUAGUUCACCGGUCUUGGCCGACAUGGUGUCGUUGUUGUUGUUGUUAAGCAUGAAUAAAUACGCCAGACUAUGCGAAGCUAAACGCAACUUCAACAAAGGCUUUUUUUCGUAUUGCCUACAUAUAUUAUCUAUAGUUUGAUACAAAACCAUAUGAUUGAACAUGUUUUUUUAUAAAGUAUAUGUAUAAUUAACUCAACUAUAGGUGUUUAUUUUUAAACCGACAGCAUGUAUAUGUUGUAUCAGGACUUCCGAUUUGCGCAUAAGUAACCUUUAUUCAUCAUUUAAGGAAGAAAAUGUCGAUUUUGCACGGUUUAUUAACAUUUUUUAUUUAUUUGCACAAAAAAGAGGACCGAAAUAAGAUUAAUAACAUUGACUUAGAACUUAAUUUUGAUUCUUAAUUGAUAUAAAUGAUAUCUUUUUGAAAAAUGUAUUGAAUCUGA
Molecule: messenger RNA, 1665 nt
Organism: Dreissena polymorpha
Lineage: Eukaryota; Metazoa; Mollusca; Bivalvia; Myida; Dreissenidae
Exons: 5
Coding region: 313-984 (223 amino acids)
Cellular component (GO): nucleus; cytoplasm
Source: RefSeq, a predicted model, not a curated record